Messenger RNA from Colius striatus (speckled mousebird), 523 nucleotides. It is a transcript of the gene MRPL20, whose product is annotated as mitochondrial ribosomal protein L20. The record is from RefSeq and is a predicted model, not a curated record. Gene Ontology annotation, biological process: translation; ribosomal large subunit assembly. Gene Ontology annotation, molecular function: structural constituent of ribosome; rRNA binding. The coding region runs from base 47 to 496 and encodes 149 amino acids. Gene Ontology annotation, cellular component: ribosome. The transcript is spliced from 4 exons. NCBI's taxonomy places the organism in Eukaryota, Metazoa, Chordata, Aves, Coliiformes, Coliidae.
CUCCCCGGGCCUGGCCCCGCCCCGGAAGGCGGCGGCUGCCGCGAACAUGGUGCUGCUGAGCGCGGCGCGUUGGCUCCGCAGCCGCCUCACCGACCGCUUCUGGAGGGUGCAGGAGGUGCUCAAGUACGCGCGGCACUUUCGGGGAAGGAAGAACCGCUGCUACAAGUUGGCUGUGAGAAGUGUUCGGAGAGCUUUCGUGAAGUCUACAAAGGCCAGGAGAGAGAAGAAGAGAUUCCUCAGAGCGCUCUGGAUCACAAGGAUUGAAGCAGCUUCUCUUGAACAUGGUUUGAAAUACUCAGCUUUCAUAAGCAAUCUGCAUAAGUCCCAGGUGGAGCUGAAUAGGAAAGUGAUUGCUGAUCUGGCUAUUUAUGAGCCGAAGACAUUCAAGUCUCUAGCUGCCUUGGCCAAGAGGAGGAGAGAAGAAGGUUUAUGUGCUGCCCUGGGAGAUGGAAAAGAGCCAGAGGGAAUAUUUUCACGUAUUGUGCACCACUAUUGAUAUUAAAGGAGUCCUCGUAAGCAGGAA